AUGUCAGAAUUUACAGUAACCUGAGAGUUACCUUCCUGUGAUGUUGGUUUCUCAUGGUGCUUCCACUUUCGUUAACUAUCAAAUUUUGCAUGCAAAAAUUACAUUACUGCUGCAGUCGUUAUGAAUUAAACAUUUAACAAUGUCUAGUGGACUUAAGAUUCUUUAGUUUUUUUUCAGUCUUAAAGAGUAACAGAGGUGACUUCUUUGUUGGCGGCUGCUUGCUUGCUUUCGUCGUACUAUUUACCAUUAGCGAGUGCUGACUGUCAAAGAUGAAAUGAAUAGACAAAAGAUAUAAACAAGAGGAAUAAAUGGCGAAGGAAGUAGAUUGUACCAAUGCUUCCCGUCCUGUUUGGCUGGUCAAAGUUCCAAAGUAUUUAGCUGCUGUAUUCAACAAUGCAGAUGAGUCAGGAUCAGUUGGAACACUUUAUAUAAAUAAGAAUCCUAAAGACAAAGAGGUUGUAUUUCAACUGACUGAGAAUCUUGCACAGUCAAGCUCUGACAAUACACCUAAUGAAUAUAAAUUAAAUUUAUUGGAAGAAGAACAAAGCAGAGCUGUUAUCUUAGAAAAAGUAAAAACAGAUACAGGUGAUGAUAAAAUGGCAGGUGUUGAUGAUGAUGAAGAAAAACAAAAAGUUGAUACAUAUCUGGAAGGUAUUGUUGCAAAGCGAGGAGACUUCAGAGCUACUCAUACCCCACAAUAUAUGAAUUUGAAAAGAAAUAGCAUUCUUUCAGCCAUAGCACCAUCACGUAAAGUUCAACAACUUCAGAAUGUUGUUUCAAAUGUAUACAAACCUAUUUCACAACACAAGCCUGAUGAGGAACAUGAAAAGAGGAAAAAACAAGAAGGCAAAAGAGCAAGGGCUGACAAAGAUUAUGUUCUGGAACUUUUAUUCAAAGCAUUUGAAAGACAUCAGUAUUAUUACAUGAAAGACCUGAUCAAGAUCACUCAGCAACCUUUGGACCAUUUAAAAGAAAUUUUGAAGAGCAUAUGUAUAUAUAACACAAAAAACCCUCACAAAAAUAUGUGGGAAUUAAAACCCGAAUAUAGACAUUAUGAUGAGAAAGAAACAACAAUUGAAUGAAGUCUUAAUGUGCUGCCUUAGUGGAGUGCAGCUAUGAUCACUAUGUCUCAAGCAAACAAUUUUUACAUACUAAAUAUGAAAAGUAAAUAGUUCUUGAUUGUUCCUUAACUGUAUAAGUUUAACCCUUUUACUCACGAAGACACACACAUAUAUAGUAUAUAUAGUUUAAAAAUAAAAGUUUCUUCGGAUUUUAUAAAUAAUUUAA
Messenger RNA from Xenia sp. Carnegie-2017, 1287 nucleotides. RefSeq names its product general transcription factor IIF subunit 2-like. Lineage: Eukaryota; Metazoa; Cnidaria; Anthozoa; Malacalcyonacea; Xeniidae. Gene Ontology annotation, cellular component: transcription factor TFIIF complex. Bases 309 to 1082 code for a protein of 257 amino acids. Gene Ontology annotation, biological process: transcription by RNA polymerase II; transcription initiation at RNA polymerase II promoter. The record is from RefSeq and is a predicted model, not a curated record. The transcript has 9 exons.